Molecule: messenger RNA, 5640 nt
Organism: Acanthaster planci (crown-of-thorns starfish)
Lineage: Eukaryota; Metazoa; Echinodermata; Asteroidea; Valvatida; Acanthasteridae
Product: GTPase KRas
Biological process (GO): signal transduction
Cellular component (GO): membrane
Molecular function (GO): GTPase activity; GTP binding
Source: RefSeq, a predicted model, not a curated record
UAGAACUGCUAUUUUUAGAAGGUUGGUGAUCUUCCAUUUUGCUGCUGUGCAAAUUUUGGGCGUCGAGCGGUCUUUAGCCUUGAUACAACUGAAUCAUCGGUCACGCUUCAGAUUACACCCUGAAUCCUGACAAACAAAGCUCCUUGGUCAAUGAAGGACCUCGGAGAUUGCCUAGGGAGUUGAAGAAAUUUGCAGGACCUUUUUUGAGAGGCAAAUGUUGGACGAAUCCGCAGUGAAAGAUUAAAGCGACAUGACGGAGUACAAACUGGUUGUUGUCGGAGCCGGUGGUGUUGGGAAGAGUGCCCUCACGAUACAACUCAUUCAAAACCACUUUGUGGAUGAAUAUGACCCAACUAUCGAGGAUUCUUAUCGUAAGCAGGUGGUGAUUGAUGGAGAGACGUGUCUUCUGGACAUUCUGGACUCUGCCGGUCAAGAGGAGUACAGCGCCAUGAGGGACCAAUACAUGAGGACAGGGGAAGGCUUCCUUAUCGUUUUUGCCGUCAAUAAUCGCAAGUCCUUCGAGGAUUUCAACCUGUACUGGUCUCAGAUUUUCCGUGUGAAGGACACAGAUGAAGUACCCAUGGUUUUGGUAGGGAACAAAAUCGACUUGCCAGAGAGGACAGUUGCCACAGAGGACGGUCUUGCGAUGGCCAAGAGCUCGGGCAUCCCGUACAUCGAGACGUCAGCUAAAACCAGACACGGAGUGGAUGAUGCAUUCUACACUUUGGUGCGAGAGAUCAGGAAAGAUAAAGAAAGGCGGAAUGCCAGCAAGAAAAAGAAGAAAAAGAGCAAGGGAAUGAAGUGCAUUUUGGUCUAAGGGAGAAGAAGCGGACUUUUCCAAUCUUCACUGUGUCGAUAAACAAUCUCAAGACGGGUGUCCAGCCUGUCAUGUAUACUUGGAGACUCCAACCAAUCUUGUGUUCGAUUUGGGGGGCAGCAAACACAAAUCUGUGCAGUGCGGGCCCUGUAUAGAGGCACAGGUCUGGCCGCAGACUGCGUAGCUGUUUAUAUUGUUCAAAGAUAGUUUGAAUCGGAUAUCCUUCCGGGGAAGGUGUACAAGUUAUCUUGAGUAACACUUUCCCUCUAGCUCUCGAUGACGGGACCGGGUCUUUGGCCCUCAUGCACGAGUUCAUGUUUUGGAGAAGGGACGCUGGUUUCUGAAUUGUGUAUGCCCUCAUAUUGAGACAGGGACGACUUGGGCCCCUUAAAUUGUAAAUUGAAUUCCCUGCCUUACUUCUCUGACAGUUUAGACAUUCAGUGUGCGUGUAGGACUGGUAAAGUGGGGAUUGUUGGUUGAGGUGCAUAUGGAUAAGUCGGUAAGAAGGCUAAAAAGAACUAGUCCAGUGAGAGUUCCUUCUUGGCGGGCCCGAGGCUGUGUCAGAAUGGAAGGCACGGGGGAGAAUCCGGUGUCUGUUUGCUGCCCCCUAGAGUUGGAAACUUCUGCCGGUAGUUCCAUAUUCAUCCAUGCAGGGUUCGGUUGAAAGGUUGGUUGUGUAAGGGUCAGUAACCCUAAAAGAGCCGGAAGGGGGAGGGUGGAGUCUGCCUCCCUCUGCAUCUCUAGGAAUUUUUGUCAAUAACUUUUUGCAGUCAUUUUGAUCUCAAUUUUGUGACAUUUGAACAUACCGUUCUUGCACGGUGCCCAUUUUGUUCAAACAGGUCAGCCCAAAAUGUGUACUCUUCCACUGCUGUGCUCAGUGCAUGCAGGCCGGGUCACAUGUAGCCUUGACCUUCAAAUGACGUUAGCAAAAGUAAAUACCAGACUGGUUUGAAACUCCACAAAGGUAGUUAUAGGGAGUGACUUUACCACGCAUUCCAGGUUUGUUGAAACGCUAAGUGCGAGAGGGGCGAGCUCUUCAGGAGAGACACCCCCAGCAGCUUUGAGAUGGUCCGAAAUAACCCGGCUCUUUUAGGGUUGAGCAGUGUGCAUUUCUUGCAUUGUAACAUUUACUGUUUUCCUGAAAAUGAAAUUCACUUUUGCUCCUAAUUUUGUAUAUAUUUCGAGCACAAGACAACCAUCAAGCUCUACACUGUACACAAGAAAACUUGACCCCUUUUUGUUAAUCUCCUUGUAGGGCCUUCGUGUGCACCCAAUGGAUUUUUGAAUGUGUUUGUAUUUUUGAUGCCACAUACCAAACUAGAUGACCACAGUGAUGGUGUUGUGUCAGAGCCAAUUAUUUACCUAUGCCCUUGAGAAUAAAUCAGUUGGAAAAACAGUAGCUGCUAGGGCACCUGUAGAUGCACCUGUGUGGAUCGUGGGAGCUGUUUCUUUAUUUCUGUUGGCUCUAGUUAUUUUUGCCUUGGUCAGUAUUCCUAUCUGUAGAAACCAAUCCAGGAUGCACGGCACGAAGGCAUCACGGAAUGGUCCUGUGCUAGGGCAAAGUGGCCUGCGCGAUCAGUGCACCUUUGACCUACGACAUGGUUACCUCCCGUGGUACUGCAGGCAGGCCAUAUGUAAAGAGCUUAUAAACCAAUGCAGGGGUGCAGAAUCAUUCUUGAAUGUCCCAUAUGCACAGGAGAGUAGUGGGUGUAACAGAAAGUAGUAUUGGAAAGCUGUAUUGCUUUAUAGGGCUGCCAACACCGAGUAAGUUUGAGCAUGACAGAAGAUGAUUCCAUAGCAUAGGGAGCCCAUUUCAGACUCGGACUUAAACCUUGUUUGCACAAAACCAUUUGAUGUCAUCAACACCACCGGGAUAAAAACUAAUCAGAUCUGUUUGUUUGUUACCCUACCAGAAACCAACUUACAGGCUGCAGAAUGUUUUCAUUCUGUGGUCAGGAUAGGGUGUUGCAGUCACUGUUUUGAUGAUAAGAAAAGCCGUAUUUCAUUUAUUUACCACAUGGGUUGGAAUUCCCAUAUGUGCACGGGAGCUCGAGGCAGACAAUAACCUGAAAUGCGCGAGAGUUGGCAGCCCUGCAAAUACGAACAUCCAUCCCGUAUAGAAGCACUUACUUCGAUGACUAUUGUUUCACUGGUGUACCUCAUAGGAAGAAUUGAAGGCAUGAUCAAAGAUCUUAUAGUGGCGCAAGACAGGAACUCUACCAAAAAGGUGUAAUCACCGUGGGCGCCAUUCAAACAAGUGAUACGCCUGCGCAGUGGAUGUUAAUGCACAGGCGGAAAUGCGCACACUCGUACCAGGUGUGCCUGCCUGGAACAGCGUCUGUGCAUUAAUGUGCGUUGCGCAGGCGUAUUGCUUGGUCAAAUGGCGCCCAUGGUGAUUACAACAGUUUACGUGCAUUCACGGUGAAGUUCUCCAUCUUGCGCCGUCACGCUGCAAGAUCUGUUGGCAUGAUUGAGGCAUGUCUACUCCACAGACUCCCAAAUAUCGUGCAUUUGGACAGCAUCUGCAUUUCUAAAUAUCCAGUGAUGUGUUUUAUGUACAUGUAACUCCCAAGACUCCCAGAUAUCGUGCAUUUGGACAGCAUCUGUAUUUCUAAACUUCCAGUGAUGUGUUUCAUGCACAUUUAACUCCCAAGACUCGCAAAUAUUGUGCAUUUGGACAGCAUCUGUAUUUCUAAACUUCCAGUGAUUUGUUUUAUGCACAUGUAACUGAGGGCACUUUUUUGCAUCUCAAGUGUCAUAUUUCGAUGCUGCACCCUGAGUGCAAGGUCAUGUUUUUCCUGUGUCUUCACACCUAAGGAGGCCACUCACCGUUGUCAAGAAUGCACAGUUUCUGAUGACCAGUUUCUGUAUUUCUGAAAAAUCCCUCACGUUUCGAAAUGUUUUGAAAUGGUUUUGAUCAGCAUACCGUGGUGUUUGUCAAUUCUAAAUGUAAACUACCCGUAGAAAACCAUUUUCAUUUUUUGUUUAUUGUUUUACUGCACAGAAUUCUGUCCCUGCUCAUCUGAGCAAGUGGAAAUUAAAAGGUCAUAUUUGUAGGUCACCUGCAUUGGUUUAUUAUAGCUCUUCAGUUUUCAUAUCUCUGAAGCCCUGACCAUGACCCAUUCAUAAGCCCCUCCCCAUGCUGCAGGCUGCUGUCAUUCAACGUCUCGAGAUUAUUCACGGUGUUUUCUCCAGCUUAAUCCAAUUCCAAGUUUGUACGUAAACUCUUGAAGGUAAUGUUAUGUGCAUACAAUAUAUCACUCAUCACCCUAUUGUAAAAUACAGUUGUGGAAUAAGAUAUGAAAAAAGAUAAUGGAUUUUAAAUAUGAGCAUGAUUGAUGCAGUUUUCCCUUUUUCAGUAAAAGAAAUUGCCACGUGUACUUUACAUCUAGUACGUAGUCCAACUUUUCCAGAGUUGUUCCUUUUGUUUUCUCCACUUCAAAAGUUAGCCCAGAUGAUGUAAAAAAUGUACAAAAAUUAGACACUGGAUGUAAUUGUAACAUUGUAGGUCCUAUCUCACCUCUUCCUUAUUUUCAGUUGCCAUGAUAUUUUACUACUGUACAGAAUGUUUGUGUAACCUGCCCUCCAAACUUGUAUUUGUGGGGUAGAAGAAGUAAUGUACAGAAGCAGGUGGAAAUGAUCUUCAACCUCCUUUAAAAAAAUUAGAAUUAGUAAUAUUUAGAGUUUUUCUUUGAUCAAAGCGUACAGGAGUUGAGCUUUGUGUCCUUGAGAAGUCCACACCUUUCUGGCUCUGCUUUUUAAAUUUUUAAGUUGUCACUUGUGGCUCGUGUAUUUGCUAGCUUCAGUGUUUUUUUCCCAUCUUUUUUCCCCCCAAAUGAAGUGAUCUAUUUUUGUUGUUGCUUCAAAACUUAAUCUGUAGUAUUGCACGAGUAUCCAUAAACAUUUAUGUGUGCUUGUGUGUUACCAUCUCUUUUCCUUUUCUUAUUAUUAUGACUAUUUUUAAUGUGUAACUUUUUUUCUAGUACAUGUACAUGUGUACUUUUUUUCUCUAUAAGUAAGAUUGGCUGUACUUCACACUAAUUUACGGUGACCAUUAAAAUACAUGUAGUGUUUUUCUCUGUCAGCAAACUAGUGUCAAAGCAAUUCAGUGAAUUUGCUUUAAUAAGUAUGGGAUUUGAUACAUACCAAACAAAGAUGUGACACACUGGAUUAUUUGAGCUGUUUGUCAGUUAUUGAACCUUUCUCGUGUCUGACUAAGCCUUAUUCCUGAUCCUGGAGCCAUAUUGUGUAGUCCUGAAUGUAUCAUCCAGUUUGAAAAAGAACAACAUUUUGUAUCCUUAGCUUUUUAUGACUGGAUUAAUAGUAAUUGUACCAAUCCUGGCCUGUAGUAGGAGAUGGCCACCAUAUUGUGCUGUGCUGUAGUCAAAACUAUUCCAAGACCAUUUGCAAGGCCAAACAUGACCAUGCACAAGAUUACAUGUAGUCUCAAGUACCGGUAACAGGUUGAGCAGUGACAGGAAUGAUUUUGCGGCAGUUCACUUGAAAUAGCCAAAUAUUGCAGCACCCUUUGAUGGAGGGUUUGCGUGGCUGCCAUCUUACAGGCUAUUGCUUUUGUUCCACAGGGUAAUGCACAAAGGAGGUGUCCCUGUGGAACAAAACAACUGCCGUGCAAGAUGGCUACCGUGCAAAGCCUUGAUAGGCACACACAUAGCAAGUCGCAAGACUAGACUCGAGCAAUAGGACAGUGGCAGGAAUACUUUUGUUGCAGAUCCAUUUGAAUAACUUGUGACUGGACUUCAGACUGAAGGCUUUGUGUUGGUCUCUUUGUGAAGUUAUCAAUAAAGUUUCAGUCAGAAGUCAAA